GUAAUAACAGGUUUUGUGAGUGGAUUUCCCUUCAUCAGGGCAUUAGGAAUGUGGCUUUGAGGAGUAAAACAUGACUGGUGCAAUUUCCACCGAGUUUCCCCAACUUACUCUUGCCAAUUUUGAGGACUUCCUGACCUCUGAUGAUCUCUUUGUUCAUGCGUUCAACACAUUUUUAAGUCUGCCGUCUUUCCCGCAGGCUUUGCUGUACAAUCAGGAAACUGAGCAGUUUGAAGUGGUCAGCAGAGCAGCUGAGUUCAAAAUCAACACAAUCAGAACAGCACUUGAACACAGAAAAUCACAACUUGUCACCAAUGACCCCACGAAAAAAACAACUCCAGUUGUCGACAACCAUUACACUGUCUCUUGCCUGGACCGACAACAGGGAAUUCGGUGGAUCAAAAAGAAGAAACUGCCAUAUUUCCUUCAAAGUAGUUGCUACCAUGAGUACAGAUUAGCCAAGUUGUUGUUCCAGGGGGUACGUGAUGUAAAUUACCACAGGAGAAUAUGCAGCUCUUGUCUAUCCACCCGAUCCCCCACACACUGCGACAAAGGAAAUAACAAUGCCUUAAAUCUACAUGGAGGUUGUGUGAGAAUACAUCAGCCUGUGUCCUUUGAGCAGAGCAGACAAAUCUACACGCACUGCAGUGAAUCGUCCAGAUGUUCCUCCAGAUUCUCCAAAUACUCUUUCACUUGCUCUUUCUCCUCCACCUCAAACCUGAAAUGUGCUGCUGGCACUGACAUCUCAGAACCCUCAGCCUCAUCUGGAGAGAAGCCACUUGAGGAUUCCCUGGCUGCUGAAGUUGUUCAACAUGUGAUUGAAGAUGCUGUAUACAUGUUGACUGCACAGAGCCAAGCAAACACAACUCACCCUUCCCAGAAUGCCAAUACAAAUAGAUGUUGCAAGUGCAAAGGUGGGUUAGAAGAUGAGAAGAAGAAGAAAGAAAACUUCCAAGAAUGCCAAAAAUGGAGUGGUGACAAAAUACAGCUUGAAUGUGAUAAGACAAUGUCUGAGAGGAGUUGGAGCAGAGAAUGGGAAACUGUCUUUGAUGUUUGCUGCCAUGGUACCUGUUGCCAAGGCAACAAACCUGCCAUUGAUGGCUUAAAGGAGUUUUUGCAAGGCACACCAGGAGGCAAGUUGUUAAAUCUGUGGUUUGACAUAGAGAGACUGAAAACAAUAACAAACUCAGAGCGCAAGAACAGCUUUUUGGCCGUAAUGAGAAGCCGCUAUCUCCUAAGCGGCAGUCAGAACUGUCUGAACAGGGAGCAGCUCUGCACGCUGUGGCUAUCUACCUCCGUCUGCUGGACAGAAGAGAACAUGCGUGCCAUUCAGCCUAACCUCACAGAGUCACUCAUCUCCUACUGGUUUCCUCGCUACUGUACAUCCGUAUAUGUCCAAAAAGACAUGUGUGUCAGCCCUCUUUCUGCCUUAAUGACCCCCGCUUCACUCUGCCCAGACAGCUUUCUGCAUGGCGGAUCCUUGCAUACUGUUCACACACCUUCUAUAUGUGGCAAAAGCCAAUCAGAAGACUGCAAAAUAAAGGAAAAGAUGCUGCAGGCGCUGUUUGUCGACUCUCAUUCUGGCUCAUACUUCACACACUUCUGUGAGCAGUCUGGAAACCAGAUGUGGGAAAAUACCGUUUACUUUUGGAUUGACCUCCAGCACUAUCAUGAGCUCUUCUACCAGGAUGGAUUGGAUCCUUACAGAGUGCAGAGAGUGGCUCAGCUCCUGUACUCCAAAUAUCUCCUCAGCUCUGCCAGGAGGAGCAUUGGCGUGACAGAGGAGGUCAGGAGGGAGGUGUACGGCGCGAUGAUGCCGGCUUUUGAAGAACUCUUUGAUAAAGUGGAGGACCACGCCUUGAACAUUCUCAUGGAGGCAUGGACAGAGCUGGUUGACCAGGACCAAGAUUCCUUCCUGCAGGUGUGUGUUCAUGAAGUGGAGCGCUGUGUUGACUGUUGGGAAUACAGGGAGCUUCAGAACUUACACACAGAAUCUAACCAGCAAAUACAACAGGUAAUGACAUUGCCGUCUAAUACUUCACCUGAGCUUUCCCCUCCGGGCAACCGGGCCCUGGACUCUUGGUCCAACGUGCCUCGACAGUACCAAGGUUACCGUUUAGGCUCCUUGUUUCGACAUUGUCAUGAGAUCCGGCACUUUAUGUCCUUUCUCCGGGAUAGUGAUGUCAGUAUCCACUUGGAAUGCUGGCUGGACCUGGAGCAGUACAGGAGGACCCCUCAGAGGAACAAAGCAGUGAAAGAGGGACGAUCUUUGCACAUUGCCAACAAAUAUCUCAACAAGAAGUACUUUUUUAGUAGCCACAGUCCCGCCACAACAGAGCAGCAAAAUAAUGUGUUACACCUGGCAGGUGGACAGGAGCGUCUGAAGCGUGAGUGUCUCUCAAAGCAAGUUACUGUGAAGAUCCAGGAUAUCAUCAGGAGUCACAUUGAGAAAACGUGGCUGCCUCAGUUUCUGGCCACAGCAGAGUUUAUAGAGCGACAGAAACACAAACCAAAGCCCAGCUCUGAAGAACACAAGACAAGAAAAGAAGUGUGGAAGACUCAGGGCUUGUGGAUGAGUUCCUCCAAGGAGAUCCUUCUAUUCCGACAGCUUCUCCUCAGCCCUGCCUCCUCUUUGCAGUUCCAGCACUUUGUGGCUGUCAAGGGCGACUUCCUGGAGAAUGACGUGCGCUUUUGGCUGGAGGUGCAGAGGUACAAGGACCUUUGUCAUUCUCACAGCGCACAGGCCGUAAUCCAACAAAAGAUUUCCACAAUCAUCGACUGCUUCAUCAACUCUUACACACCUCCAGCCCUGCAGAUAGACAUCUCUCAGGAACAAGCGCAGCACAUUCUGGACAAACGCCACCAGCUGGGCCCUUACAUCUUCAGAGAUGCGCAGAUGUCCGUGUUCAGGGAGCUGCUCAGGUUUUGGCCUGACUUCCAGGAGCUGAGGAAUGGUGUGGACAAAGGAAAGCUCCUGGAGAUGCUGCAGGACAAGCGAAGCAAACAUAAAGCCAGAGUACGGAGACGCAGGAGGAGAGAAGAGGAGGAGAGGAGAGCCCAGGCUGAGCUAAAACCGAUGGAUUCCAGUUGUAGUGAGGAAGAAGACGUGGCAGACAAGAAAAAUGCAGGAAUUCCUCGAGGAGGUGAAAAGCGACUAUUGAGGACGCCGAGCAACUUGGAUAUUUGUUCCCCAGAGCCAUUGUCCUGGUCCUACUCUAAAUACAUGAUGGUUCUGAAGAGAGAGGAGGCGCUGCUCAAGAGGCAGAGGCAGAAGGAAGCUUCCUUCUCCACAUGCUCAGUGUCCUCCGAAGGCAGCGUGAGGUCAAGAGGAAGUGAGCACAGUCGCCGACAUCUUUCACGCUCGUCCAGAUCAGAUGUGAAAUAAUGUCAACAAUGUGAUGGGAUCCUGAAAAGGUGUGUUAAUGUUUGCGCUCUGGCACCAUCUUUUGGACGUGCUCACUUACUGCAGGUGCUGCGGGUUUCAUUCCUAGAGUCCAAAGUAAACCCUCCACAGCGUUUUCUGCUUGUAUAGAUUUUUCCAUCAUCACUCCCAACAAAGUUUGUAAGAUUUACAAUUUAACAAACGAUUCAUACUUGCUAAUCCAUCCCAAGUGUGAUGUCUGUAGGAGUGUUUAUGCAUAUUUUGGUGCAUGCUAUUGUAAUGCAAUCAAGCUUGUGUCGUUUCCAUCAGCGAAUAUGCUAACACAUUUACAAGUGUCUCUGUUAGGAUUAUCAACUCACAAUGGAAUAAUUUUGUAUUGUUUCACCAAAACAUCAACGUAGUUAUUGAGUCUAUUUAGCUGAUUGGAGAGCUACAUUUUGCAUCUAGUGGGUUCAUAAUGACUUCUGUUUUGUUUGAUCAGCCUUUUUUCUGCAGUGUGACUGACACGGUUUGGAAACAAUUAAGACAUGUAAAUAAACUUUUACAACAUU
Messenger RNA from Nerophis ophidion (straightnose pipefish), 3930 nucleotides. RefSeq names its product regulator of G-protein signaling 22. Lineage: Eukaryota; Metazoa; Chordata; Actinopteri; Syngnathiformes; Syngnathidae. Gene Ontology annotation, biological process: regulation of signal transduction. The coding region runs from base 71 to 3382 and encodes 1103 amino acids. Gene Ontology annotation, molecular function: G-protein alpha-subunit binding. The record is from RefSeq and is a predicted model, not a curated record. The transcript is spliced from 24 exons.